AAAGAAAUUUAGAAGGAAACUAAAUUAAAUAAAUAUUAUAAUAAAUAAGAUAACAACAAUCAUGUCUCGUGUUUGCGAUUAUUAGAUAGAUAUAUUUCCCGCAAAUUUGUUAUAUUAACUAUGAAGUAUAUUGUUUAUGUACGUGUACAGACAAGAGUACUCUAAUCAAUAUGUUAAAUAUAACAUUCAUACAUARAAGCAUGCAUGUAAUCUAUCAGAUAUAAAAAGCGUUCCAAAGUGUAUGAAAUCAUUUAGAUUUGAAGUUCUGAUGCGACUACACUACCUAACGGCGUGUCCUACGCGAUCAUUAAUUGACAUUUGUACAAGCGUUAGAGGUUUAUUAUCAAGUUCCCGAAAAAUCCGUUGCCUGAACAGUGGCUUAACCACUAAUACUCAUAAUUACAGCAAGAAAAGUGACUUAAAAAAUAGCACGAACCAAAAGAACAUCAUUAAAAAAAUGCUCAACCACUUGCCGUUUUUUACCAGCGGAGAAAUCGUGCACGGCUUCGGACGUGGUUCUAAAGAACUUGGCAUCCCAACAGCGAAUUUUCCUCUGGAAGURGUGAAAGCGCUACCGGCCGAAAUAACUUUGGGCAUAUACUACGGUUGGGCGAGUGUAGACAAUGGUGAAGUGCAUAAAAUGGUAAUGAGUAUCGGAACGAAUCCCUACUAUGACAAUAAAGAGAAGAGUAUGGAAACUCACAUCCUACAUAAGUUCGAUGGCGAUCUAUAUGGACACCUCCUGAAAGUUUGUAUCGUUGGCUACCUACGCCCUGAACGUAAUUUUGGCUCACUCGAAGAACUUAUUUCUGCCAUUCAAAAGGAUAUCGCAGAUGCCACAAAUUUGUUGGAAAGCGAUGAGCAUAACCGGCAGUUGCAAUAUUCGAAAUAUUUCAAAACUAACGGUAACGAAGACGUAAAAUCUGCGUCAGCGAAUUUGAAUGCGCACAAUAAAAAUAAUGGCUCAUAAAAUAUGUUGUAGCCGUCAAUCCUCGACCGGAUACAAAUAAGUUACGGACCCGUUCAGUUACGUAAAGCCAAAUUUCGUAUGACGAAAAAUAAAUAGCUUUGAGUUAAUUAA
Molecule: messenger RNA, 1081 nt
Organism: Bactrocera latifrons
Lineage: Eukaryota; Metazoa; Arthropoda; Insecta; Diptera; Tephritidae
Gene: Rfk
Product: bifunctional riboflavin kinase/FMN phosphatase
Exons: 3
Coding region: 137-970 (277 amino acids)
Biological process (GO): FMN biosynthetic process; riboflavin biosynthetic process
Cellular component (GO): mitochondrion
Molecular function (GO): riboflavin kinase activity
Source: RefSeq, a predicted model, not a curated record